AUGUGGAUAUUGCUAGUCCCCAUGGGCUUGUGCGUUCUCGUUAAGAUCUACACAAAGUGGGAGAUGGUAAAUCGGUUGCAACUCGAUGAUUUUCUCCUGAUCUUUGCCAUGGUAUAUAUUCUUCAACAUCUUCAAGCUCGCUGCUCAUUUUAAUCUUUCUACUUUUAGUUGGCUGCUGUUGGUCAGAUAGUUGCAACAUCUGCGCAGGUAGAGUAUGGACUGGGUCAAAACCAGACAUCUCUAUCAUACAAACAAGUGGAACAGUUCUUCCUGGUAUGUUAUUUAUCUGAAGAGUUCGAGUUCUAAGGCUAAGAUCAAUGACUAGGCCCAAUAUGUAGGUCAGAUAAUGUACAUCCUCGCUAUCUUCAUUGCCAAGCUUGUGGGACUCUACUUUUUCCUUUGCUUGACAGCUCAUGAUAUCAGAACAAGGUUCGUACAAGGAGCUAUAAUUUUUGUCGCAAUCUGGCUUUUUGUAAGUAUGUUUGUCGUCGGCUUGCAGUGCCAGAUACCAAAACCUUGGAUUAGCGAGUCCAAUCACUGUAUAAAUCAAGUAUAUGCUCUUUCUUCGAAGUUUCCGCAUUCCAAUGCUAAUGAAAACCAGCGGGUGUUUUGGGUGGUCUUUGCAGUUAUCGAUGGAUUAACCCAGAUACUGGUCGGUCUCCUACCAAUUUAUCUCCUCCAAGGACUCAACAUGCCUAUAUCGAAGAAAAUCCUCUCCAUGCUUUCUUUCUCUCCAAACUUGAUGUAAGUUUUCCUUAACCCACAAGACAAAUUUCAACAACUAAAGACUCGGUAAAAAGAACACUAUCUUUGAUCGUCCUGCGCCUUAAAUACCUCUGCACCUCAUUCCACUCCCAAAACUAUACGUGGGACUCCUUCAACCUAGCGCUAGUAACCAAUAUCCACGCCAGCACAAGCAUAAUCGCAGCCAGCAUACCCUUCACAAAACUCUUCAUCGACAGUCUUGUUCUCUCCCCGCACAUCGUGACGGACGGAACGAGAGGGGUUGUAUCUUCUGCCCGCCCUACACUACGAGGAAGUGUUGUCUCAACUUCUAAACCGCGGAGGAGCCCCGAAGACCAGGUGAAAUGGCCGGGAAGUAAUUUGAUAGAGCAUGUCACAGCGGUAACAAGCAUCAAGUCGGAUUCGGGCUGGGAAGAGUUACAGGAUUAUAAUGGUUCCAAUAGGGAUAAAGGUUCAGAGGAGCGGAUUGUUAUCAGGCAGACUACAAGUACUACUGUAACGUUUACCUGA
Molecule: messenger RNA, 1254 nt
Organism: Hymenoscyphus albidus
Lineage: Eukaryota; Fungi; Ascomycota; Leotiomycetes; Helotiales; Helotiaceae
Source: the annotation of a GenBank genome assembly